AUGACUACACGAGGCAUUGUCAACAUCGGCCCAGCUCAAGCUGAGAUUCAGGAAAUUACCAUCCCUAAGCUAGAGCCUGAUUACAUCAAGGUCAAACCUACCGCUUGGGCUAUCAACCCGGAUGAUGUUUAUCAUCUUGAUUUAGAAGGAGAGGAGAGUUGUGCUGGCUCUCUCGUUGGAUCAGACUACGCCGGCACUGUUGUUGAGGUGGGAUCUGCUGUAACUAAAGACUUCAAGAUUGGAGACCGCAUUGCUGGGGUAAUUUCUGGACAGAAUACUCUACAAAAGAGCUAUGGUGCUUUUGCCAAUGUCAUUGUGGUCAAAGGAGAUAUUCAAAUGAAGAUACCCGACAAUAUGAGUGAUGAAGAUGCCGCUACACAGGGAAUUGCCCUAGUCACAAUGGGCGUUGGCUUAUACCGCACUUUGAAGCUUCCUCUCCCAGAAGAACCACGAAGCUAUUUCAUCUUUAUCUAUGGCGGCAGCACAGCUAUGGGCAUAUCGGCAAUUCAAUUCGUCAAGUUAUCUGGCGGCACAGUAAUCACAACUUCAUCGCCUUCCAAUGCCGAAUAUCUCAAGUCCUUGGGUGCAGAUUGUGUUCUUGAUUAUAAGUCCACCACUCUGGUUGAAGAUGUACUACGUAUAGCCAACGGGCCAGUACAAUACGUAUUCGACACCUACCCAAGCGACACCAGCACAGCCACAUCUGCAGCAGUAUUGAGUCAAUCUGAUGCGAAAUAUGUCACAUUGAUACCUGGUUUCGAAAAAGAGGUCAAGAAACUCAAUCCUUCGGUUGAUGCGCAGUCCAUCCUAGCAUACUCAGCCUUUGGCGAUCCUUGGAUGUAUGAGAAGGAGUAUUUCCUCGCUGUGCCGGGAGACUAUGAAUUUCAGAAAAAGUUCGUUCCAGUGGCCGAAAGACUAUUCGCUGAAGGAAAGGUCAAGGCGCCGCGCAUUUUCCUCAAUCGAGGGGGAAGUGGUUUGGAGGGAAUUUUACGAGGAUUGGAAGAAAUGAGAGAUGGGAGAGUGAGUGGUGGGAAACUGGUGUAUACUGAGUGA
Fusarium sp. VM40 is the source of this 1053-nucleotide messenger RNA. The record is from the annotation of a GenBank genome assembly. Lineage: Eukaryota; Fungi; Ascomycota; Sordariomycetes; Hypocreales; Nectriaceae.